AUGUCUACAUGGUGUGAACGCUUUGAAAAAUUUUCUACAUGGGCAAGUUUGGUUCGUGCUAUUGCGCGCCUCAAAGGACUUUUGAGUAGAACCAAAUCUGACAAACCAAAUACAGUCGCCCUAAAAGAAGAUGCUGAACAUUUUAUUAUUAAGCAGACCCAAUAUGACAGAUAUUCAUCGGAGAUCCUUGCAAUCAAAGGAGGAAAACACCCACCACGGAACAGCUCUUUGAUUCCCCUUAACCCAGUGUUAGACCAAAAUGGCAUCCUGCGUGUGGGCGGUCGAGUCAAACAUAUGAAGAUUUCUGACGUAACUACACAACCUAUUAUUAUUCCCAAGGACAACCAUGUUGCUACAUUGUUAGUACGUCACUAUCAUGAAGAAGUUCAUCAUCAGGGGAGGCACAUGACGGAAGGAGCCAUCAGAAGUGCAGGUUUCUGGGUUGUUGGAUUCCGCAGACUUGUAAAUUCUCUGAUUAGGUCAUGCGUUUUGUGCAAGAAAUUGCGUGGGAAUCUAGGAUGGACAAAAAUGGCUGACCUUCCCCUAGAGAGAGUUGAGCCUGGGCCUCCAUUUAGUUUCGUAGGGAUAGACACCUUUGGACCAUGGCCAGUCGUUAUAAAGAAAACUACCAGAGGUGUUAGAACUACAUCCAAGUAUUGGGCCAUUCUUUUCACCUGCCUAGUGUCAAGAGCAGUACACAUGGAAUUGGUUGGAGAUAUGAGUAGUGAAGCUUUCAUCAAUGCCCUGAGACGAUUCAUGGCGAUUCGUGGCCCUGUACGCCAGUUUCGUUCGGAUAGGGGUACGAACUUUAUUUGGGCAAUGAAGGAGCUAGGGAUAAGUGCAACUUUUGAUGAAAGUGGGACAGUCCAUGACUAUCUGACAAAGUGUGGAUCUACCUGGGUUUUCAACCCGCCCUAUGCUCAUCAUUUUGGAGGUGCCUGGGAACGCCUGAUAGGUUCCUGUCGUCGUAUACUGGAUGCUUUGCUGUUGGAGAACAGACCGAAGGACUUAAACUUUGAUGUUCUAAAUACCUUCAUGAGUGAGGUGAGUGCUAUCAUGAAUACUCGCCCUUUGUUACCCAUUUCCAGUGAUCCGGAAGCUCCAUCUGUUCUCUCUCCGUCCAUGAUCCUUACACAGAAAGGACAUAACUUCUCUACACCCAUGAACGUUACAGGAUUUGGAGAUAAAGAUGCUAUGAGAAGUCAGUGGAAGUUGGUUCAAAAACUGGCGGAUGACUUCUGGCAUAGAUGGCGGCUUGAGUACAUCCACUGUCUGCAGACUCGCAGGAAAUGGCAGUUGCCAGGGACAACUUUCAAGGUCGGUGAUGUGGUGCUAGUCAAGGACGACAGUUCUCAUCGAAACAUGUGGCCGGUUGGUGUCAUCGACGAAGUAUUCCCGAGCAAGGACGAUUUCAUUCGAAAGGUCAAGGUCACCAUUGUUCGUGACGACAUUCGUACUUCAUAUGUGAGACCAAUCACAGAACUGAUUCAUUUACUUGAUUGUGAGUGA
This is a messenger RNA of Saccostrea cuccullata (small rock oyster), 1509 nucleotides long. RefSeq lists its product as uncharacterized. The record is from RefSeq and is a predicted model, not a curated record. The coding region runs from base 1 to 1509 and encodes 502 amino acids. Gene Ontology annotation, molecular function: nucleic acid binding. Lineage: Eukaryota; Metazoa; Mollusca; Bivalvia; Ostreida; Ostreidae. The transcript has a single exon. Gene Ontology annotation, biological process: DNA integration.